AAAUUUUCUCUAACAAUAUAAGAGGUAUGACAUCUAAAAAAAACAAGACAUAAAAUUUAUAAAAUUUAAAUGUCUAAUGUGAAUGAUAAAUUAAAUGGAUUCAAAUACAAAAUAAACCAAAAGUAAAAGAUCACUGUAAUAAAUUGUCAAUAACGAAAAUAAACUAACACCAAAUCACAUCAACUAAUUUUGGUUCUCUCUGCCAUCAUUCACUUCAUUUUCUUUAGGUGACAUAGUAAAAUCUUCAUCAAAAUCUAAAAAUCACAAAUAUAAAACUAAAAAGAGAAAACCCAACAUUUUUUUUAUCAGCACCUAAUUUCUUAAUUAGAAAUUUAAAAUAUAAAACAUAAUCUAAAAACAUAAUUAAAAACUUAAAAAAAGAAAUAAAAGUUAUUUAUUGGUUCAACCGAUGGUUCAACCGGUAUCAAGUUUUUGGUUUUUGUGGAUUUUUAAAUAUUGGAGUUUUCAUAAAAUCCAAACUGAUUUUUUUCUGGGUGAUUCAACCGGGUCUGGUUUCAAAACACUGUUACAAGCACUACUCGCAUCACCGACUGCGAUUUCACAAAACGACAUGUGAUAAAUGGGCUAGUAAUGUUAGUUUAAUGGGCUUUUCGACACUUGCUCCGCAAGCUACUUGUCUUUGUUGAGCAGAACAGAAAAAGGAAAUUGGUAAAACCUUUAUCUUCUAUAUAUAAACAAUCGCAGACUCCUCUCUCUCACUCGCACGAAUCCGCAUUCUCUCUCUUUCUAUCUUUUAAAUUGUCUCUGAAGAAACAAUGGCUAUUUCCGAUGAUCUACCUCCUCAACUUACGAAAGAUGUCAAGAGACGAAGCAGAAAAAGAAGAACCGUGAAAAGUAAAGACCUUGAAGUACUGAUCAGCGUCGCAACAAGGGCCGCUCAUAUCGCAAGAGACAAAGGGUUUCACGUCGUCUCUCCUGAAGCCAUACGAUGCGUCGAAGUUCUCAGAAUGAUGCGAAGCUUGCCGUUGACUCCUCGGGUUAUCGUCAAAACAGAUGCCUUGCGCUCUCUUCGAUUCCUCGCCACUAACGGUAACCCUAAAAUCAGAUCAGAGUCGAAGUCCCUUCUUAAUCACUUGAAGGCUGUGCUUGCUGCAAGCAGUUGAAGAGAAGGGUUUUCCUUGAAAAGAGUAUAAAGACUAGGGUUUAAUUUCUGAUAACAAUUUUGUUACCAAUUCUUGUUGUCUAGUUCAAAAUU
Messenger RNA from Brassica napus (rape), 1216 nucleotides. RefSeq lists its product as uncharacterized. Lineage: Eukaryota; Viridiplantae; Streptophyta; Magnoliopsida; Brassicales; Brassicaceae. The transcript has a single exon. The record is from RefSeq and is a predicted model, not a curated record. The coding region runs from base 777 to 1124 and encodes 115 amino acids.